Molecule: messenger RNA, 659 nt
Organism: Cuscuta epithymum
Lineage: Eukaryota; Viridiplantae; Streptophyta; Magnoliopsida; Solanales; Convolvulaceae
Source: the annotation of a GenBank genome assembly
ACCACACACAUCAGCUCCCAAAUUAAGAAUUAUAUAUAUAAAUAUACAGCAUCAUUAAAACAUUAUUAGCUAACUAACCACACACCUAAGUACAGGCGCUAAAAUGGCUCUAGGAGAAAAAACAAAAUGGUUCUUUAUUGUAGCAGGGAAUGUUCUCACAGCAAUUUGUGGGAUCAUGGCCAUAGUAUCCCGUGGAGACACUGUAGUUGCGGUUAUAGCAGCAAUUUGUAUUGUUUUUAGUCUUACAGCUCUUGUUAUUCUUGGAUAUCCCGCCGGUCGCACAAUCAUCUGGCCAUAUUCGGACCACGCGGUGCUUUAUUGGAUCACAUGGCUGUGUACCAUCGCAGGAGGUUUCUGUGUAGUGGCACCAUUAACGAUCAUCACUGUUGCUGUCAAAAAUAUUAUCAUCGGCCUUGGAGUUUUUCUUUGCAUCUUGGCCGCGUUUAUUGCUGUUUGCUACUUCAUAACAACUUCGGACUCUUCAUGAUCAUCAAAUCAAAUGUGCAAUUCAACUUCUCUAAAUAAUAGUAUAAUCCGCAGUAUGACAAUUUUGUAGAACAAACUAGCUAAUUGUCCAUGUUAUCCAAUUCUGAAAACAAUCUAUUUCGUCAAUUACUCAGGUAAGGCUAUUCAAGUUAUCCAGAUUAUGUUUCUGUUUC